Molecule: messenger RNA, 978 nt
Organism: Brenthis ino (lesser marbled fritillary)
Lineage: Eukaryota; Metazoa; Arthropoda; Insecta; Lepidoptera; Nymphalidae
Source: the annotation of a GenBank genome assembly
AUGACGAGCCAGUUGUCUGUUUUAAAACUUUACAGUACAGUGGUAGAUGAUGUGAUAGCAGGAGUGCGAGACUGUUUUCUUGAUGACGGUGUUGAUGAACAGAUAUUACAAGAAUUGAAACAACUAUGGAAAACAAAACUAGCUGCCAGUGGGGCUAUGGACCCACCACAACCUGAGGUAACGACUAUGCCUCCACCACCGGCGCUCCAAAAUUUUCAAAAAGCAAAUGGAAGUAAUAUAAUACCAAAAAGAGCUCCAGAUAUGGCUCAAGGCUCGAGUCAACAUUCUGGAGUUGAACAUGGUGCUCCUCCAUCAAGUUUACCAGGUGCUCACCCACAUCAUGUUCUGGAUCCAAACAACAAAGUUCCAGUACAACUCACAUUACCAGCUCAACCAGGGGUACCAGGUUCACAACCACGUUCAUUUACAAUUCAGAUCCCGGCCUCUGCACUCAAUGGUAAUAAGCUACACCAAGUGCUUACUGGUCCAAUAAUAAAUGCUACAAUAAGUUUGCCUCAACCUUUAGCUGCUACUCUAUUGCAGCAACAUAUCAAUUCCGCACUAGCAGGCCAACAAAAUGAGUUUGAUGGAGGUGGAGGUGGUCGCAGUGGUGCUGCACCAUUUUCCUUAGAUGGAGCUUUAGAUUCAUCAGAUGAUGAAGGUUCAAAUGUUGGUGAUGGUUCUGAGGAUGGGGCUGGUGAUGACGAUGAGGAUGAAGAGUCUGCAGAGGAACGAGCGGAGGAAGAAGAAGAAGAAAGAGAUGAAAGUGGAGGAGCAGAGGAAGAGCCACUAAAUUCUGGUGAUGAUGUAUCAGAUGAAGAGACUGGUGAUAUGUUUGACACAGAAAAUGUAGUGGUUUGUCAAUAUGAUAAGAUUACACGCAGUCGUAAUAAAUGGAAAUUCUAUCUUAAAGAUGGUAUAAUGAAUUUAGCAGGCAAAGAUUAUGUUUUCCAAAAAGCUAACGGUGAUGCAGAGUGG